This is a messenger RNA of Capsaspora owczarzaki ATCC 30864, 1977 nucleotides long. Its product is annotated as asparagine-linked glycosylation 9 protein. Lineage: Eukaryota; Filasterea; Ministeriida; Capsasporidae. The record is from RefSeq and is a predicted model, not a curated record. The transcript is spliced from 9 exons. Gene Ontology annotation, biological process: protein N-linked glycosylation. Gene Ontology annotation, molecular function: alpha-1,2-mannosyltransferase activity. Bases 1 to 1872 code for a protein of 623 amino acids. Gene Ontology annotation, cellular component: endoplasmic reticulum membrane.
AUGUCGUUCAGCAGCAGCGAGACGACGCGCAGCCGAUUCGGUGGCGCAGGACGCACGCGCGAAGUCGCACGCGACAUUGACGACAAGCACAAGAGCUUCAAUCUGAGCCAUCCGAGCCAUCCGAGCCAUCCGAGCCCGCAGGAGCACCAGCCAUGGCGAAUCCCGUUCGGAGUCUUGUUCAAGCAACUCUUGGCAUUGCGCUUGCUGGCAGCCAUCUUCUCUAACAUUUCCGAUUGCGACGAGACGUUCAAUUACUGGGAACCGAUGCACUACGUGAUCUACGGCCAUGGAAUGCAAACUUGGGAGUACUCGCCAGAGUUUGCCAUUCGCUCCUACGCGUACUUGUUGCCGCAUGCCGUUGUCGUGAAGCUCGCUGCUCUUGUGCAAAUCGGAACGAGCAAGGUUGCUCUUUUCUACUAUGUGCGUGUCGUGCUAGCCUUCUUGUGCGCCUUCUCGGAAGCUGCUUUCAUUCACAGCGCGCAACUCCACUUGAAUGUGACGAUUGGUCGAGCGCUGCUGGCGUUUUUGCUUGGCUCCUACGGCAUGUUCCUCGCGUCGACCGCCUUCUUGCCGAGUAGUUUCACCAUGGUCUGCGUCAUGUUUGCCAUGGCGUGCUGGAUGCGUGUUCAAUCUCUUGAGGAGGUCGUGACUGGUGGACAACCCGCAUCCAAGGGCUCUUUGCUGCACUCGGUUCGCUUCCACUCAAUCUUGGGUCUCGUUUUUAGCAUUGCGAUUGGAGCCAUUCUCGGUUGGCCCUUCUGCGGUGCAGUCGGUCUGCCAAUGGCAAUUGAUUUGCUUCUGCUUCGAACGUCUCGUCGCCAUUGGGUUUCGUUCAUUGUCGCUGGAUUUUUGGCGAUUCUAGUUGUUUUGUUGCCGACAGUGGCGAUCGACUCGUACUUUUACGGCACGCCUGUGUUCGCUAGCCUGAACAUUGUUUUGUACAAUGUUUUCGGACAAGGCGGUCCCGAUUUGUACGGCGUCGAGCCGCUCAGCUACUAUUUGUUGAAUGGCAUUCUGAAUACGAACGUUGCCUUUCUGCUGAGUUUUGUCGCUUUGCCUCUGACAAUGCUGCUCGCGAUGGUUCCUGCGCUUCGUAAUCGCGUGCGCCUGGCUGGUGGCCGGUCUUCGUCGACCUUGCUCAUCUACCUCAUGCCGCUCUAUUUGUGGAUGGCCAUCUUCUUCACCCGUCCGCACAAGGAGGAGCGGUUUUUGUUUCCCGCCUACCCGCUUAUUUACUUGGCCGGUGCAAUCGUGCUAGAAGUUGUGGCUGCUUGGUCCUCUCUGCUGCCGCCUCUUGCUCGAGUGGCUCGCGUGCUAGUGCGACUUGCUCUCAUUGUGGCAUUUGCCUUGUCCGUUUCUCGAGGAUUCAUGCAGUACAAGAACUACCAUGCGCCACUGGACGUGUACGGCCACUUGUCGCAAGUCCUCGCCGACAACGCCGAUGCGGCUCCUCAUUCGAUCGCGGUCUGCGUCGGAAAGGAAUGGUAUCGCUUCCCGAGUCACUUCUUCCUUCCUGAAAACUCUCGCCUCGAGUUUGUUGCGUCAGAAUUUCGGGCCCAGUUGCCGCAGCCAUAUAGCGCGCAGUACGGUACCAGCGGCGUUCCGCCAAACUUUAACGACAUGAACCGCGAAGAGCCAUCGCGUUAUUUUGACAUCAACAAGUGCGAUUACUUGAUCGAUGUGGAUACGGCUGCAGUGGCCCCUCGUGAACCCAGAUAUGCUUUGCAAACAGAGAAGUGGAAGGAAGUUUACUCUGUGCCGUUUUUGGACGCUGCGCAAUCACCGAACGCGCUGUUUAGGGCCUUCUACGUCCCAUUCCUUUCAGCGCAACAUUGCACGUAUGCCAAAUAUGUUGUUUUGCAGCGAGUGUGAGAUUUCAAUGUCGCGUUUGGCUGCUGCAAUAACAAAGAGAAUUUGUAUUAAACAGCCCCUUCGUUGCUCGUUGCUUCGAGGAGUGAAUGACAUCACAAUAACAAC